GCCUCUGCUUCCUGUGUGUGUGUGUGGUCACGAUUUCUAUCCUCUUCUAUUGUGGUCGCCAGAAAUCUCACCCACUCACAUUUUUUUGUCUCAUUUUGAACUCUCUGUUGCUAUGGCUCUGCUAUCUAUUCAGAGUGACUUUUGUAAAGUUAGUGCAAUCAUUCCUCCUCCAACCCCCUUCCCCUCUCCUCCCGGGGGGAGACGAGGCCUACACGCCCUUACUGAAACACUUGGUGAGCAGAAGUAGAACUCUAUUGUGUACAAGAAACAUUUCCCACUCUUGGCUCCCUGACACCAAGCUCCUUUUAAGGCAAUAGUUUCCCUGGUAACCGCCCGGCUUCAAUCGCACUGUCAAAUCCCAACACACACAGUCACUGACUCCCAGCUCUUAUUCCGUUCACCCAAAUCGCCCUCGUAACCUCUUGUAGACCUCUCCUCUCCCUCCCUUUCUCCAACUCCAACUCCCACUCUCCAGUUGGAAUUUUUUACCUCUUAUUUCCAACUUGCCGCUAAUCUUUUAUUCUUUCAACCACCUUCUCCCUCCCACCCUCCAGUUAGGAUUUGUUUCCACGGCUUAUUUCACCCUCCACUCCCUGCCAGUAACUUUGGCCCAGUCUUUUACUUUUUCAACCACCCUCACCUUCUUCAAACGCAACCCCGACUGCCCAGGGUGGAUUCUUUAUUCUUUUGCCUGGAAAAAAGGAGGAUUCUUCCCCCCCCGCCCCCGAGGAAGCAAAAAGGUGAGAGGGUGAGGGAGAGGAGAAGAGAAAAUCUUUAGGAAAAGGUGAGGAGCUGGGGGUUUUAAGGAACGAGGGCAGAGGGAGAGUGGAGAAGGGAAAACAUUCAGGAAAAGGUGGAGUGGGGAGUUUUAAGGGAGAAGGGAAAAUCUUUAGGAAAAAGCGAGGAGUGGGGAGUUUUAAGGAAGGAGGGGUAGAGAGCGAGAGAGAAAGGGAGAAGAGAAAAUCUUUAGGAAAAGGUGAGAGGUGGGGGGGGGGGUUUAAGGAAGGAGGGUAUGGAGAAAGAAAAUCUUUAGGAAAAGGUGAGGGAGUAGGGGCUGAGAAGGAAGUUGGGAACAGAGAGAGAGAGAGAGGAGGGAAAAUCAACACAAAACAAACUUUGGGAGUUUGGCGGAGUGUAUAUAUUUUUCUCUGAGUUUAUUGUCCGCCCCUGGGUCUGUGGCUUGUUUUCACUCCCCCCCGCCCCCGGGCCCCGGGAGAGAUGGGGAGGGGAGAUGGCCCUGACCUGGCUGUGCAGUGAUUACAGUCGGUGAAGGGGGUGGGGGCAGAGAGAGAGAGAGAGAGAGAGAGAGCCCUCGGGGGCCGGGGAAGCGAACCCCCCGACGCGGCGGCUGGUCUGCUCGCUCUGGAGCCGGCAGCACGAUGCGGAGGAAGGGGCGGCUCAGAGAAGCGCAGAGACGGUUCCCUGCCGCCGCUGAGACACUGACCAGACAGGCCUGCAGGAGUGGGACCCUCUUAUUCUAACUUCCCUUUUUUAAAAAAAACAAAUCUGAAACCCCUCUCCUCCUCCAAACUCAGCCUUUUAUUUUGCUUGUGUCUCUUUCUUUACAAACUCUUUCCCGAUCCCUCUCUCCCGGUUAGGGGAGGGAGGGAGGGAUUAUUCGGGACAUGGCUAUGACCUCCAGCGACUGGGAAGAAUCCCGGGACGAGCCCAAACUCUACCCCCACAACGGCGGCGAGGAGUCCUCGGAGAGCCCGGCUCCUUCGUCCUCGCAGACCGGGGGCAGUGAGCCGGAGCUGGGCGAGCAGGCGGUCCAGGUGGACUGUGUGGUGUGUGGCGACCGGGCCAGUGGCAAACACUACGGUCAGUUCACCUGCGAGGGCUGCAAGAGCUUCUUCAAGAGGAGUAUCCGCCGGAAUCUCUCCUACACCUGCAGGUCUAACCGGGACUGUCAGAUUGACCAGCAUCACAGGAACCAGUGCCAGUACUGCCGGCUCCGAAAGUGCUUCAAAGUGGGCAUGAAGCGAGAAGUCCAGCGAGGCAGGAUUCCUCCAGCCCAGGCCAGCCCUGGGGAGCUCUCGCUGUCUGGGGGAGAGCACUUGAAUGGAGGCAACAUCUCAGGACUUAUCUCCCUGCUUCUGCGAGCAGAGCCGUACCCCACGUCUCGCUUCAGCACCCAGUACAGCCGGUACAACCUUAUGAGCAUAGACAACAUCUGUGAGCUAGCAGCCAGGUUGCUGUUCAGCGCGGUGGAGUGGGCCAGGAACGUCCCUUUCUUCCACGAGCUACAGAUCUCUGACCAGGUGGCACUACUGCGGUUGAGCUGGAGUGAGCUGUUUGUCCUGAAUGCAGCACAGUCGUCCCUCCCUCUUCACAUGGCUCCCCUCCUGGCAGCCGCCGGCCUCCACUCCUCGCAGAUGUCAGCGGAUCGAGUGGUGACCUUCAUGGACCAGAUCCGAAUCUUCCAGGACCAGGUGGAGAAGCUGAAGGUUUUGCAGGUCGACUCUGCUGAGUACAGUUGCCUGAAGGCAAUCGCCCUCUACACCCCAGACGCUUCUGGUCUCUCGGAACCUGCCCACAUUGAGAGCUUGCAGGAGAAGGUUCAAGUGUCGCUGGCAGAGUACGUGCGAUGUCAGUAUCCACCACAGCCCCAGCGUUUUGGCAAGCUGCUCUUACGACUCCCGGCAUUGCGAGCAGUGCCAGCCUCCCUCAUUGGACAACUCUUCUUCAUGAGGCUGGUGGGCAAGACACCCAUUGAGACCCUAAUCAGAGACAUGCUCCUGUCUGGAGGUUCCUUCAACUGGCCUUACAUGCCAACUCAAUGAUAAAGCCUGAUUCCUAAUGGGCUCCAACUAGACUGUUACUGGGCACUGCCAAGUAUGCCACUUCGCAUACGUGAGAUUAAAUGGGAUCAGUUGACUUUAGGCACUAACUGGAUCUUGGGAUGCAGUAUUUAAAUUUAGUACUUUGCUUCUUUUGUUUGCUUAAGGACACAAAGCCAAAAUGUGACAAUGUUUCAUGGAAUAGUCUCUGUUUCUGGAUGAUGAGACAUUACAAGCAGAGAUGCUUGUAAAUUGUACACCUCCCCUCACCCCUGUACACACACCCCAGGGUGGGACGGGGCAAUAAUCAGCCAUCAUACCAGCUCCUGAUGACUGUCCAUUGUCUUCAGGAGAAGGUAACCAGACACAGUUUGAACAUAGGAUUGACCCAAGCUCCACCUACCCACUUCACUGCCUUCCUUCACUCACAAAGAAUGGCUGUGUGGAGGGGGUUCCUGGACACCUGACCCAAUAAGAGGAAAACCUGUAGGAGGUUGGAGCAAUCAGCUUCCACAUCGAGAUUUGAUUUAAUAGAUGGGGAAGCCUCCCCUUUAUUAGAAUCACAUAAUUGAGAAAUUUCAACUGCAUUUUAAAGAAGUGGGCAGAGUUUGACUGUGCACCAUUUCAGUGUAUACGUUUAGUGAUGUUUGAGAGCAGUGCUGGAAGGGGACAGGAUUAUUCAGUAUUUCACUCAAAGUGCACUCCAAGAUCAAGGAAGUGACAUUGUCACACUCCUGCUGCUUGUCCCAACAUGCUCUGCCCCUGCUAACCUUGAGGAGCACUUCAUAAUGCCCAAGUACAGAAGGUUUGCACACUCAGUCAUUAGAAGGAGGAAGCAAAGGACUGAGAUUGUAGCGUUGUUUAAAAUGCAAUUGGAAAAAUAUUUCAAAACAAAAACAAUGCAAGGAAGAAGCAAUGAAAUGGAAUCACAUUAAGACCCCAUAACUAGCUGAUUGGGGUGGGAAGGAGGUCUAUCUUUUUCUGUGCUGUAACAUUUUAGAAUUUUGGUCAAAUUGCUUGCAUCUCCUUCACCUUGCAUCCUCUUGGAGCUACUUCCUCAGUCACCUCUCAAAAUCUUGUCCUGAUAUUGUACGAUAGCAUCAUAUUCAUUGUGAGUGUAUCCUUUAACUGUACUUUCUAGUUUGUGUGACAUAGCCUCCUGAUUUAACUGACUGUGAUGUUGCAAUAAAAUAUUUUGAGUCUUUUGACUUCCUUAA
This is a messenger RNA of Stegostoma tigrinum, 3997 nucleotides long. RefSeq names its product nuclear receptor subfamily 2, group F, member 6a (gene nr2f6a). Lineage: Eukaryota; Metazoa; Chordata; Chondrichthyes; Orectolobiformes; Stegostomatidae. The transcript has 3 exons. The record is from RefSeq and is a predicted model, not a curated record. The coding region runs from base 1626 to 2783 and encodes 385 amino acids. Gene Ontology annotation, biological process: negative regulation of transcription by RNA polymerase II; anatomical structure development; cell differentiation. Gene Ontology annotation, molecular function: nuclear receptor activity; zinc ion binding; RNA polymerase II cis-regulatory region sequence-specific DNA binding.